Gavia stellata (red-throated loon) is the source of this 2531-nucleotide messenger RNA. RefSeq names its product ubiquitin conjugating enzyme E2 R2 (gene UBE2R2). The record is from RefSeq and is a predicted model, not a curated record. Lineage: Eukaryota; Metazoa; Chordata; Aves; Gaviiformes; Gaviidae. Gene Ontology annotation, molecular function: ubiquitin conjugating enzyme activity. Gene Ontology annotation, biological process: ubiquitin-dependent protein catabolic process; protein polyubiquitination. The coding region runs from base 4 to 720 and encodes 238 amino acids. The transcript has 5 exons.
GCCAUGGCCCAGCAGCAGAUGAGCAGCUCGCAGAAGGCGCUGAUGCUGGAGCUGAAGUCGCUGCAGGAGGAGCCGGUGGAGGGCUUCCGCAUCACCCUGGUCGACGAGUCCGACCUCUACAACUGGGAGGUGGCGAUCUUCGGGCCCCCCAACACCCUCUACGAGGGUGGCUACUUCAAGGCUCAUAUUAAAUUUCCUAUUGACUAUCCAUAUUCACCACCUACCUUCAGAUUCCUGACCAAAAUGUGGCACCCCAACAUUUAUGAGAAUGGAGAUGUAUGUAUUUCAAUUCUUCACCCACCCGUAGAUGACCCACAAAGUGGAGAGCUGCCAUCCGAGAGGUGGAACCCUACCCAAAAUGUCAGGACUAUCUUACUGAGUGUAAUCUCUUUGCUUAAUGAGCCCAACACAUUCUCUCCUGCCAAUGUGGAUGCGUCAGUCAUGUUCAGGAAAUGGAGGGACAGUAAAGGAAAAGACAAGGAGUAUGCUGAAAUCAUAAGGAAACAGGUUUUGGCUACCAAAGCCGAGGCAGAGAAGGAUGGCGUGAAGGUCCCCACUACGCUGGCAGAGUACUGCAUCAAAACUAAAGUGCCUUCCAAUGACAACAGUUCAGAUUUGCUUUAUGACGACUUGUACGACGACGACAUUGAUGACGAAGACGAGGAGGAGGAGGAUGCCGACUGUUACGAUGAUGAUGAUUCUGGCAACGAGGAGUCGUGACCUGCUCCCUCUAUGCCCCUGUACUGCCCUGCCGACUCAGGCCAGAAGGGAGCAGCGGUAACCUAGCAGCAGUCCAGCAAAAAAGUGUGGGGGGGGAUAUAAAAAAAAAACUUUUUGUCUCCUGCUGUCUCCUGUUGUACGGAUCUGUUUGCUCCUUUUUUAUGGACCUCUUAGAGACCCUCCACAGAAUGUCUGAAUUCUUGCAUUCUUAACCCUUUCAUCACUGUAUUAUGAUUUCUUUUUAAAAAAGAAACUCCCCUUUUCACUUCUCUACGAAACGCUCACAGCGAAACAGGUUUGCUCGCGUUUAGAUUCUUGAAUUAAAUACAGUCUUGCAUUGAGAUGUUUAUUGUAUUUAAAGCUGGAACAAACCCAUUGGAAGCUGGGUUUUCAGGAGCUCAAGUGCUGCAUUUACUGGGAAGAAAAAAAAAAUCCACACAAAGCAAAUUGCCAAGGUUUAGCUGCUCCAUUUACAAUAAUAGCGUGUGUACAUUCGUUUAGCCUUGUGGUGGUGGCUUUUCCUUUAUAAGGUGUGGGGCGGAGAGUGUAAAGCUACUGUGUGUUGAGCUUGAUGGGAUGUCACUGAAAGGUACAGUAUUCCUUUUCAGCCUGCUCAAGUUAGGAAAUAGCUGGCCCCUGGAGCCCCAGAGGGCACAAUCAGCUUUGUCUCUGAAAAAGGCUUGUGAUAUGAACCGUAAAAUAAACACUUAACACUUCCGUCUGUACAACUGAGCCCUGGGUUGCUAUUUAUUUUUUUUUUUUAAUUUUUUUCAGACUAAGUUGGGGUUGAAAAAGUUCAGUUUAGCCGUGCUGCUGAGAUCUGCUGCCAGCUGCCCCUCUCCGGAGGGAGGAGAACAGACAUGGAUCCCGCUGCCCAGUGGGCAAGCAUUCAUCCUGAACUUCUUUUUGGCAAUGGGAGAGACCGAUAGCCCCCUGCCCCGCUGCUUGCUAGCAGCCCUUGCUUCCUGCAGCCCAAAUCCAAUGCUGGCCUGAGCCUUCUUUCUGUUGCUUACGUAGGUCAUGCGUUGGUAAAUGCAGCGCUGCUGCAGCCCUUUGGGCUCUGCGGGGUCGGCAGAAGUCAAAGCUGCCUUUGGUGCCUACCUGGGGUGGCCUGGCUGUCCCUGUGCCAGCCUGGGCACGGGGCAGAGGGGAUGGGUGUGGGGGGGGCUCUCCCCUGCCCGCCUGGGGCGUGGGUGAGUGUGCGCAGCCCCACAGGAGAGGGGUACACAGUGCUUUCAGGCUGGAAGAGAAGGCCGGGGCAGGGUUUGACAGGCUAUUUAGCAGCAUGCUUCAGCUGGUGCACUGAGCUUGGCCUCCUGCAUGUUUUUGGGAGCCCUUGGUAGAGCUUAAGGCCCUCCCUUGUGGGCAGGGGGGGAUCCUGCAUGCUCCUCUCUGCAGAACCCUCUUCCUUGGUCCCUCAGCACCCUCACCCCGUUGCAGUGUGCUUUUCUUGUUUGGCUGUGGUGCAGUGGCCUGAAUUCCCUUUUUGCAUGAUCCCUUGAUCAGCAGCCAGCCCUGCCCUCCUGCACUGAGCCCUGGCACCUCCAGCAGCAGAUCUGAGGUGCUGGCCCUGCUUGGGCGAGACUCUCCAUUCCCACAGGUACAGAGGCAGUUACCCUGAUAAGAGCUGCGGGCAUUUGUUCAUGCCUCCCCUUUGUGUAUCUCAGGGUUUUCAAUGGUACGUCACCAGCUGCGGUCCCUCAAAGGGGUGGUUUGGUGGGAGUAAAUUUUGUUCUGCAAUCAGCUUGGUGGCUGUGUCCUGGGGCAGGGAGCGGGAUGAGAGGGAGCAAGCUGCCUGGAGGGAGAGGAGG